Messenger RNA from Magnusiomyces paraingens, 2808 nucleotides. RefSeq lists its product as uncharacterized. NCBI's taxonomy places the organism in Eukaryota, Fungi, Ascomycota, Dipodascomycetes, Dipodascales, Dipodascaceae. Bases 1 to 2808 code for a protein of 935 amino acids. Gene Ontology annotation, cellular component: nuclear origin of replication recognition complex. The record is from RefSeq and is a predicted model, not a curated record. Gene Ontology annotation, molecular function: chromatin binding; DNA replication origin binding; ATP binding. The transcript has 2 exons. Gene Ontology annotation, biological process: DNA replication initiation; mitotic DNA replication checkpoint signaling.
AUGACCAAACCGCUUGAAAUCCCGGAAUUGGAAAACUGGGAGUUUCUUUACAACAAGUCGACUCCAUUAGUUGGUCCAUCCGGGUACCUUAGGCCAUAUGCAAUAGUGCGCAAGUCUAACAAGCAAAAGUUCACUGCGGGCGACGACGUGUUGAUAGAGUCCGGGAAUCCUGACCGGCCGUUUGUGGGCAAAAUCAUGGACUUUGACUACAAUGCUGGUGGAGAUUCUGGUGGCACGCCGUUUGUUGAAAUGACCACAAUCUGGUACUCUGAUUUAUAUGAUAUUCCAGUGACAAUGCGGCGUCCAAAUCAUGAAGAUAAAGAGCUUUACUUGACUACCGACAUUGACAAGAAUGAUGUUGACACCAUUUUAGACCGGUGCCAUAUUGUAUCGCGUGAGGAGUUUUUAAAUACCACAAGGGACGGCCAUUACUAUUUUGCACGUUACGCUUACAAUUCCAAACAAAAGUACUAUACUUCUUCUACAGUCAAUUUACAAUCGAUUCAAAAAAACUCACCAGAAGUGUAUCUACAAAGGAUUGAUGAGAUUUUAAUGUUGGAAAGCACCAAGAAAAAGCGCAAGCUGUUUCAGGACGAUCAAAACAAUAAGAAACAAAAAGUGGAUUCGGAAAAAGAACUUCAACUUUUAAAUUCAGCAAUACCAAAACCACUACCAUUAGAAAAGGCACCAGAGGAUGUUGUUUUUUUGGGGGACGAAUCACUCCCUCCAGCUGUUAUUGCGCAGCUAUCUCCAGAAAAACCCAAGCGGAGAGGUCGGCCUAAAAAGAAUGCAAAAGACCCAGCUGAAGUUCCCAAGACAAUAAUACCCCAGGAUCCCAUCUUUGACUCAGAGGAAGCGGUUGCCACAGCAGCAAUAGCUGCGGUAGCUUCUGCAGCAUCUCUUGUUGAGGAGCGAGAACAAUCACAUACACCCGCACUACAGAUUGAAGAGACUACGACGGUUGAGCCAUCACCCAAAAAAAAAGAUGAGCAAACUCGGCGGACUCGUUCACGUACAGCAGUAGCUUCCACAGCAGCUUUAAAUCCAUUGUUCCCGAUUCCAACAGCAGAGACAACAGAUGUAAAUACUACGCAAACGCCUAGUCACGCAGAUAUGUCUAAUGCAGAGCUUCAGGCCACUGCCAAGGUUGCAAUUGCGACGGCAGCAGCAGAUACUGUUAAGGAAGUUGCUACCAGUGAUGUAGAGCCAUCUGUAAGAUCCGAGUUGGAAAACGGGCUAGUUGAUAUGACGCGGCGACGGGUUACUCGAAAAUCUGCCAGGAAUCCGUCAAAGCUUUAUUUACAAACACCUGCACGAAGGAUUGUAGUAAAGGCUCAACUCAACUAUUCGCGGCUGCCUAACCGGCCGGUUCCGGAGGCCGUGAUGCCAAUAAUACCAGAGCUUGAUGGGAGCAAUCUUCCUGGACAAUGCAAGGUGCCACAAGUUAAGGAACCUCGUGUGGAUUUUGCGGCAGCUCGGGCGCUGCUACAUGUAUCUACGGUACCUGAUGCGCUGCCAUGUCGAGACGAGGAGUUUUCUAAGAUUUUUGUAACGUUGGAAAAUGCAAUUCGAACACAGACAGGGUCGUGUUUGUACAUUAGCGGGACUCCGGGAACAGGCAAGACAGCCACAGUAAGGGAAGUGAUUACACAGCUGCAGAUGCGAGUAGGAGAUGAGCCACCAAAUAACCUUCCGUCUUUCAAGUGUGUUGAGAUUAACGGGAUGAAGUUGAUCAACCCACAAGAGGCAUAUGAAGUUUUGUGGCAAAACAUAAAGAAUCAGCGUGUGAGUUCGACAAACGCGGUUGGUUUGCUUGAGAAGGAGUUUAAGACAGGGAGCGGAGACUCUCGGCAACCAGUGCUUGUUGUGAUGGAUGAGCUUGACCAGCUUGUGACCAAGUCACAAAAUGUUGUGUACAAUUUUUUCAACUGGCCUGCACUGCCACAGUCUAAGCUGAUUGUUGUUGCGAUAGCCAAUACGAUGGAUUUGCCAGAGCGGACAUUUACCAAUAAGAUCUCGUCGCGAUUAGGGUUGACGCGGGAGGUGUUUAAGGGGUACGACUUUAAUGAGCUACAGGAGAUUGUUGUUUCGCGGCUUGAGCAGUAUAAGCACUUGGUGCAACAGGAGGCGAUUGAGUAUGCGGCGCGCAAGGUAGCUAGUGUGAAUGGAGAUGCUCGGCGAGUAUUGGACAUUUGUCGGCGGGCGUUUGAAUUAUCUGAGCAGGAUAAUAGUGAGGAUGGUGGGGUGGUAAAGAUUAAGCAUAUGAAGGCAGCGAUUGAUGAGACGACGAUAUCUGCAAUGGGUGUUUAUUUGCAAGGGUUGCCAUUGGCGUGCAAGAUAUUUUUGUGUGCGGUGCUUGCACGGAUGCGUCGAAGUGGGUUGCUUGAGAAUCCAAUGAGUGAUGUUUUGGAAGAAACUGAGCGGUUAUGCAAGAUGGCACCGAAUGCAGACAAGGUGAUGGAGGUUUUAUUUAAUCAGCGGAUUGGAGAGAAGAAGAAGAAUGAUGGGGGAGUUGAACAACAACAACAACAACAACAACAACAGCAGCAGCAGCAAGGACAGCAAGGACAGCAAGGACUAGGACAAGUUCAGUUGCAAUUGCCGAUACAACAAGAGCCACAGUUUUAUUCCAAGAAGCGAAUUCGGAUGGCUGGGUUUCAGAAUGCAAUAGCUGAGUUGAUUGAGGGGGGGAUAGUUGUUCAAUUAAACAUUCGAGGUGAGCGGAGUUCUCGGAUUCGGUUAACUAUAGCAGAUGAGGAAGUUCGGAGUGCAUUUAAGGAUGAUGAUGAUGUUGAAAGUAUGGUUUAA